CAUUCUUGUAACUGUGCUCACCGGCUUCACUGCCUAGUUCAAUACCUUUAUACUAACGCRUAAACGACUAGAAAUGCAAGAGCAAGGAAAGRAGAUGACGGAAAUUCAACCUGAGCCCAAAGCAAAAGAAACAGUCGCUUCUGUUGAAACGAAGAAAGAUUGCGAUGCCACACCGUCGGCCUCUUCUGUAAAUGAGAAUACUGAAAUUUCYGGCGCAUCRAACGUCACCUAUCGCAGCUCUCUGGAUACAACGCCUCGAAAGGUAGUUGUUCAUAACGUCUUGAAGUUCUUAAACAAGAAGGAUCUUGAUGCGAUGGUUCAAUCGUGGCUUGACGAUGCCAAAAAAAAUGAUGGAUUUCGACUUGUAAUCGAUCGUUAUAGAAAACCCCCUCGCAACGGAUGGGUCACUGUUACAGUAGCAGAGGAUUGCAUGGUUGAACCUUUUAUAAAACUAAUUAAUGGAACUAAGAGAGUCAACAAACGAGGGCAGAUCAUGGUGGCAAAAAGGGCGGGCGAAGAUUCUGGCAAUAGGAAGAAACGUAGCCGAGACGGCAACGACUCUACUACCGAURGCAAGCGAGCUCGGCAUGAUGUUCCYGUUUGCCCUACACCAUCACAAAUUCGGAGCAAGCUGACUGCACUCUGGGCAGAACCAUACCAAAUCCAAUUGGAAACCAAAAAGAAAGACAUGAUUCGAAACUGCGCGAUGAAGAUUGAGAAAGAGAUGAAAGCAAGAUUCCGUACGAUCGAAAAAGAGGCGAGACGCAAUCCCAACAAAAAAGAGAAACCAAAACAGUUUGCUUGGAUAAAUGCGACACCUAGUAUUAAAGUAGAAAAUGUGAUGAACAGUCCAGUCAUAACAAAAUACCGGAACAAAUGUGAGUUGACAUUUGGCUACCGAUGUCCGGAUGAAAGUGAGAGUGGCACAGUUGACAAAGAAACUCAGUCAGAAAAAAACGGAGAAGAAAUCCAAGAUAGAGAGAGAGUCCACGAAAAAAAUAKACACAGCGCUGAUGAAUCGGUACCCGGAAAAAYCGGCAUCUCUUCACGUAUUCCUACCCUUGGAUUCCUCCCAUAUGGAUGGCGCCAUUCUGUAGCCCGCCCUCACUGCUUGCAGAACAUACCCGAUGAAGUUUGUGCAAUAUCUGACCUGAUUGACGACUUUCUAUUGAGCAGUCCAUUUGCGCCGUAUGAAWCUGGCGUCCAUCGAGGUCUAUGGAGAUCCSUUACGAUUCGCAGCUCGGAACGAACUGGAGAGGUAAUGCUGAUUGUUGUUCAUGCGUCACCGGAGGGCGCAGCGGGAGACGAAAAGCCAGAAUCUGACAGUGAAAAAUCCAGGAAGGAAAAGCGCGAUUUGUUUGAAAAAGAGAGAGAUCGAUUGGUUGCAAUUUUAACCAAAAGUAGAUUGUCAAUUCCGAAACGAGAUCUACCAAUGGUUGAUAUAAUCAAAGAAAGUGAUAAUGCGAAGGAUGAGAAGGUGACAACUGGUAAUGAAAAGUCCGUAGAGAGAGAGGAUGAAGUAGCGAAGGAAGAAACUCCUGUUUUUUCGGUCACGUCUAUUUUCUUUCAAGAAUACAAUGGUUUGUCAAAUCCUUCCGUAUCACAUCCUGUUCAACACAUCUACGGGACGAAAUUCAUCACUGAAAAGCUUGGAAAGAACACAUACCAGAUCAGCCCUGGAGCAUUUUUCCAAGUUACAACUGCUGGGGCAGAGAUUUUGUAUGAUGUUGUUGCUGAUAGAAUUAGAGAAGUCAGUUCCGACCCUUUAGGAACUYUAAUGUUUGAUGUAUGCUGUGGCACUGGUACGAUUGGAUUGCACUGUCUGACCGAAGGAGUAGUUGGUAGAGUGGUUGGAGUAGACAUUUCAAAACCYGCAAUUGACGAUGCAUUGGCAAAUGCKAUACGAAAUGGUUUUGGAGAUGAGAAAAGUAAGGGUAAGACUCGUUUUGUUGCCUCGCGGGCCGAGCUUGUGAUGGGAGAUGAACUGCGACGUGCCAACAGUACAAUUGGUGGUGCAAAUUCACCGCGCUCGAUUGUUGCCGUAGUGGAUCCCGCUCGAGAUGGGCUUCAUCCAAACGUGAUCAAAGCUAUUCGAUCUACAAAGGAAAUUCAGCGGCUAGUUUAUGUCAGCUGUAAUCCAACUGGAUCAUUGGUUAACGAUGCAGCUAUACUCUGUGGUCAUGCGACAAAUAAAUAUCGAGGACUGCCAUUCAAACCGACGAGAGCCCAGCCAGUUGACAUGUUUCCUCUCACCCCUCAUUGCGAAAUGGUAAUGACAUUUGAUCGUAUGACWGAAGAGGAAGUCCGAGGAGAAUCAGAGAGUGCCGCCAAUCGACUCACCGGCACUUGUUCGAACAAGCAAUUAGAAGAUAAAAAUGAAGAGGUCCAAGAAGCCGAAGACACCGAUCCUAACAUAUGACCAUGAAUUGUUUGAAAGUCUCAAUUAUCUUCAGAAAAAUAUGUCUUCACAAACACUAAGGGAAAGUAUUGAUAAAAUACUAUCUUAUUUUUCCCAAAUAUUUUAACUAGGGAUAUUCUAUUGUUAUAUUAAGAGUUAGUUUUAAUAAGGUGAAAAUCAUUAUUGCGUUGUGCCCUUGCUGCAUAAAAGUUURUUCUGGUGAGAGUAGUAAUGUAAUUGCUUACUCACUAUCUACUCGGGAUUCAGUCUAGUUUUGCUAGAAUUAGUUGAACGUCUGUCCUCGAUCGGCUCACGCCUGCCACCRCCAUCAGUUUCUCUUCAGUGAUUGAAAAUAUAAAAUCAGUCACGAAUGUUUCCAGCGAGCCAUCAGCCACCGAAACACCGGUCAACAGUAAUCCUGGAAGAUCCAGUUGCUCUCUAACCAUCACAUCGCCUUUCUUUGACAUCAAAACUGCCAUUSAUUUCGAAUUUGAACCGUAGAAAACCAUCUAUCUCUUUGCAAGACCUAAGAAACCAAAAUGUCCGAGAAAGCUUUCCCCCUUGCAGAUGCCGACUUGACGGUCGCCCUCUUGGACCUUGUCCAACAAGCAACCAACUACAAGCAAACCAAGAAAGGAGCCAACGAAGCUACGAAGACUUUGAAUCGCGGUAUUUCUGAGCUUAUUAUCAUGGCAGCGGAUGCCGAGCCCAUCGAAAUUYUGCUUCAUUUACCUCUCUUGUGUGAAGAUAAGAAUGUUCCAUAUGUCUUUGUCCCUAGGUAUGUGAAGUGUCACCAAAAUACGUGACAGACAAAAAUGUUAGAAGAUUGCCUCUCACGUAAUUUUAUUUUUCUCGUUUACCUUUUUUUCACUUCCCGCAAACAGUAAAGUAGCUCUUGGACGCGCUUGUGGAGUGUCUCGUCCGGUGAUUUCUUGCUCUAUUACUACAAACGAAGCAUCCCAGCUUAAGAGCACGAUUGAUGGUAUGAAAAUCAAGAUCGAACAACUCUUGCUGUAAAAWCUGGAUUUUGUAMGGUGCUGGGACAUMCUUUAAGAAUGACG
Molecule: messenger RNA, 3459 nt
Organism: Pseudo-nitzschia multistriata
Lineage: Eukaryota; Bacillariophyta; Bacillariophyceae; Bacillariales; Bacillariaceae
Source: the annotation of a GenBank genome assembly